UUUGAUAGUGAGCCAAACAAAAACUUACAAUAUCCAUCAUGCCAUCAUCCUUUUCCAUUUGAUUUUACAUUUUAUAUUUGUUGAUUUUGAUUUCUAUUGUAAAGAUUAAAUAAUUUCACAUCAGUUAAUUAAUAAUUUAAUUUUUUUAAGAAGAAAAAUAAAUAAAUUAGACAAUCAUUCUCUUUGCAUUUUUUAAUACAAUUCCGAGAUUCCGGCCUACGUUUCCUUUCCCUCCAUUCUUUCCCAAGCACCCAUCUCUCCUCGAAUUUUUUCUUACAGAGAUUUUGGUGGGAAAUUGAAAUCUUUUAUUGGGGCCAAUUAUUAGGAAUUUUGGAGAAAUUAAUUAAUUUUGUAAAAAAAUUAGGUGGGUAAAUUCUGGAAAAUGCAGAAUUUCAUAUCUCAAAAGCUUCGAGAUUUGGACGCGUACCCUAAAAUCAAUGAAGAUUUCUACAACAGAACUUUCUCAGGCGGUGUCGUCACCGUUAUCUCCGCCGUCAUCAUGUUUUUCCUCUUCUUGUUUGAGCUCAAUUCAUAUCUGCAUACUGUCACAGAAACAACACUUUUAGUGGAUACUUCUAGAGGGGGAAAUCUUCGCAUCAAUUUUGAUGUUACUUUUCCGGAAGUUCCUUGCACAAUUCUCAGUAUUGAUGCUGAAGACAUCAGUGGAGAACGGCAUUUUGACAUAAGACAUGACAUUGUCAAAACAAGAGUUGAUGCUCAUGGGAACGUGGUUGAUACUAGGCGAGAUGGCAUUGGAGCGCCAAAGAUUGCAAAGCCUUUACAGAAGCAUGGUGGCAGGCUUGAACACAAUGAGACAUACUGUGGUUCAUGUUAUGGAGCAGAAACGUCCGAUGAUCAAUGUUGCAACUCUUGUGAAGAAGUUCGUGAUGCAUACAGUAAGAAUGGCUGGGCAUUGACAAAUAUGGACUUGAUUGAUCAGUGUGAAAGGGAAGGGUUCUUUCAAAAGGUCCACGAGGAAAAAGGUGAAGGAUGCAAUAUUAAUGGAUUUCUGGAAGUUAAUAAAGUGGCAGGGGCGUUUCAUUUUAUUCCUGGGAAGACCUUCCAUCUGUCAGAAUUUCAUGUCAGUGAUUUAUUUGCAAUUCAAACGGACAACUACAAUAUAAGUCAUAGGAUCAACAAGUUAGCUUUUGGAGACUAUUUUCCUGGCGUUGUGAACCCCCUGAACGGGGUGCAGUUUUUACAAGAGACGGCAAGUGGAUCAUAUCAGUAUUUUCUUAAGGUCGUGCCAACAAUAUACACUGACGCAAGAAAACGUUCUAUCCAGUCUAAUCAGUUUUCUGUGACAGAGCACUUUAAGAAUGCAGAACCAGGACGCUUUCGGACUAUACCUGGGGUUUUCUUCUUUUAUGAUCUUUCUCCAGUCAAGGUUAACUUCACGGAGAAGCAUAUGUCCUUUUUGCACUUGAUGACUAAUGUCUGUGCAAUAGUUGGAGGUACCUUCACAGUCGCAGGGAUAGUAGAUUCCUUUGUUUAUCAUGGCCGUAAGGCUAUGAAAAAGACACUGUAGAAGAAAUGUGGUUGAGUUGUAGCUAAAGCAGAAAGUGUUCCAACUCCCAUUUGAUUACGUGCUCUUCUACCCUCGACUUUCCUGGCAUGAAAUUAACGGAGAGGGUUGUACUAGAUCAGUGACUCGGUGGCUGGUUGACUUAUGGCGUGUUGGACAUUUUUGGUUAAUAGACUUACUUGAUUAUAGAUUUGCUGUUGCGCAAUUUGUCAUUCAAUUUUGUCAAAAGUAUGUAAUUGGUUGAUGUACAUAUGCCCAGAAGUUCCUAUUACCACAAAUGUCGCUCCAAUUUGUUGAGAUCAGUUGCAAGAGUAUUGACAUGUAGGUUAUGUAGACACAUUGAUGUUAGUCAUUGUUAUUUUUGGGCGAAGUUUUAUACACUUACAGUUUACCAUCA
Molecule: messenger RNA, 1922 nt
Organism: Spinacia oleracea (spinach)
Lineage: Eukaryota; Viridiplantae; Streptophyta; Magnoliopsida; Caryophyllales; Amaranthaceae
Exons: 13
Coding region: 383-1528 (381 amino acids)
Cellular component (GO): endoplasmic reticulum; COPII-coated ER to Golgi transport vesicle
Source: RefSeq, a predicted model, not a curated record